Gaeumannomyces tritici R3-111a-1 is the source of this 2145-nucleotide messenger RNA. RefSeq lists its product as hypothetical. Gene Ontology annotation, cellular component: mitochondrion. Bases 61 to 2145 code for a protein of 694 amino acids. Gene Ontology annotation, biological process: mitochondrial gene expression; mRNA stabilization; mitochondrial proton-transporting ATP synthase complex assembly. The transcript is spliced from 3 exons. Lineage: Eukaryota; Fungi; Ascomycota; Sordariomycetes; Magnaporthales; Magnaporthaceae. The record is from RefSeq and is a predicted model, not a curated record.
AUCGCGACACCUGAUAUAUUGCUCGAUAAAGUCGGUGUCGCUGAAAACCAAAGCUCCAGGAUGGAUGCAUGUCUCCAACUCGAUAUUGCAAUUUGUAGAUUCCACUUGGGAAUGAGGUCAAGGAUGUGGUCGCAGCAGGAAAGCUACUGUGUAUAUGCGCCUUUAGAGAAUGUCGAGCAGGAUGGACUGUCAGAAAGAGCAAACGAGGAGUGGUCGGAGGACUCGGAGCCUUCGGAAUCGAAGGCCACCCCCGUCGAUGGGGUAGAGGUCGAUGCUCCCACCACAGAAGCAGACGCCGCCGCCCCAGCCCCUACUAGUACAUCUUCCUCCACACCCUGGUACCUCGACGUCGAGCCGCCGCGCCACCCCACCCUAGUGCCGCACCAGGCGCCCCUCCCCGCGACGCCCGAGGACUCGCCCAGCCUCACGGAGCCGCUUAUCAAGUUCGUGGGCGAGGAGCUCGGGCUCGACGACCUCAACCUGCUCGACCUGCGCUCGCUGGACCCGCCGCCGGCCCUGGGGCCCAAGCUGAUCAUGCUGUUCGGCACGGCCCGCAGCGAGCGCCACCUGCACGUGUCGGCCGACCGGCUCGUGCGAUGGCUGCGAAAGCACGGCGUCACGGCCCACGCCGACGGCCUGCUGGGCCGCAACGAGCUCAAGAUCAAGAUGCGCCGCCGUGCCCGCCGCGCCAAGCUCGUCGGCGACUCUUCCUUCGACAGGGGCGACGACGGCAUCAGCACCGGCUGGAUCUGCGUCAACCUCGGCACCCUCGGCUGGAACCCCGACCCCACCGCUGAGACCACGUUGGUGGACGACCAGGGCCGGCCCAGCGGCUUUGGUCAGCCCAUCUCGGGCACCACCAUUGUCGUUCAGAUGCUCACCGAGGCCAAACGCGAGGAUCUUGGCCUCGAGAGGCUGUGGGGCGGCGUGUUGAAGAAGAGCAACAGGGACAGGGAGGCUAUCGAGCCCCGUGACAACACUGGUGCUCUCACUGGUGCUCUCAAGUCUCCAGAAAAGCCCCGGAAGCGGCGUCCGGGGCAGUUCCCUGACUUUGACCCAGCACAGCCCCGCAGCUAUAGCACAGCGGUGAGGGUGAGGGACAGUAUGCCCCUGGAAGAACUUUUCAAGACGGAUCGUGCGGCCUUCUCGCAUGAACUGUCAUACAGUCCCCAGCGGAAGCUGGAGCUCAUGAACAAGAUCAGAGCUUUCGCCGACGAGGCGCCCGUCAGGGACGCGCAGUACGCGGCAAAGCUGUCCUCUCUUGUCAAUAUCGCCGUGUCAGGUCUCCCGCCGGCUGAUACCUGGUCCUUCCGUUCCUUCAUUACGUCCCACACAAUGCAGAUCCGGGCGGUCAGCGACGACGCUUUCGCCGAGAUGCGCCAGCUGGUGUCAGAGGCUCAGAUGGUGGGCAUCCCCAUCGCCCGCGACGACGCCCUGCGCAUCCUACGCUCGAUAUUCGCAACGCCAGAAAUCAAGAGCAAGGACGGCGACGAUGGCCCCGCCCCGACAUUUCUGCACGAGCGUGCCGAGUUGGCCGCGGAGCUGCUGCAGACCAUGCACGAGCGCGGCAUGCCCGUCCUGGCCAAUGACGUCAUAACAUCCCUACAGAGCGGCCUCGCCGGCCCCGUCGCACACGACAGGACCAAGCCCCGGACCGACAACACACUUGUCGACGGCCAGCAGCAGGAGGGGCCGACGCCGGCAACUCCCCGUGCGCUCCGCGACGGCCUAGAGGACCUGCGGGCGCUGAGCGGCCUGCCGUGUCCGCCCGAGGCGGAGAUUCAGGCGCUGAUGGGGGCGCGGUCGGCGGCGGGAGACUUUGCGGGCUUCUGGGAAGCGUGGCGGCUGCCGGGGCGCCACGGGGCGCCGCGCUCCCCGGACCUUUACUGGUGGCUGUUCCGGCACGCGGCCGACCUGGGCCGCCCCGACGUGGCGCUCGAGGCGCUGCGCACCGCCGUGCCCCAGGCGCUGGCCGAGGCACCCGAGCCCGUCAGGUUCACCGGCACCCUGGGCGGCGCCGUCUGGGACUGCAUGGCCGUGCUCGACCCGCGCGCCCGCCAGCGCCGCGUCCCCGAGAUCGACGCCGCCGCCGAGUCCAGGCCCGACGCCGAGAUAUUGAGGAUGAUGAGGAUGUUGGCCCUGUGA